AGAUCCGGGAAUUCCGAAGGCGGGGUCGGCGAUGCCCGCGCGCGGAGGCCGCGCCCCUCCUGGCCCUGGCUUCUUCGCUGUCAAACAGCCGCAGGAGCACCAACCCCGGCCGGAUCCCGACAGGUCCUGGGCUGCGGCACAGGCUGGCAUUGCCUGGAGAGGGAACCAUUCCGAGACUGCACAGCGCGAUUGAAGGCUCCUGGAAUAUUUUGCGGCCUGAGGGAGGAUCCGAUUCAACUUCGUGCCACAGGACGCCUUCUAUUUUGCACUACACUGGAACUUUCACCAAAUUUUUUCAGUUGCAAAGCUAUUGACAGCCAAUUUUACAUCGCAUCCUAGGUUCCCUGCACCCUGAAUUUGCCCUACUCAGGGAGUGUGCUCAAAGUCGAAAUUGCACGAAGGAUAGCUCAAGUUUGCAUCAGACGGAAAGUGAAUUUAGGCCAGCUGUGCAUGGCCCAGGGCGGGGACAAGGUGAUGGAUUCCUGAAGUGAAGAGGUGGUGCCGAGGGGGCCCCGCCCAUGCUGCCCUGCUUCCAGCUGCUGCGCAUAGGGGUCGGCAAGGAUGUCGAUCUCCACACCUUCCACCCCCCAAGUGGAGCUGGCUGCACCUACCGCUUGGGUUGCAGGGCCGAUCUCUGUGAUGUGACCCUGCGGCCACAGCACGAGCCAGGCUUCAUCUCUGGGGUCCACGCAGAGCUGCAUGCGGAGCGCCAGGGUGAUGACUGGAGGGUCAGCCUGGAGAACCACAGCAGCCAAGGGACUUUGGUCAAUAACGUCCGACUCCCAAGAGGUCACAGGCUGGAGUUGAGUGAUGGUGAUCUUCUGACCUUUGGCCCUGAAGGGCCCCCAGGAACCAGCCCUUCAGAGUUCUACUUGUUUCAGCAAGUCCGAGUCAAACCUCAAGAUUUUGCUGCCAUUACUACCCCACGAUCUAGGGGAGAAGAGGGAACCGGGGUUGGUUUCCGGCCCAUGCUGCCCUCCCAGGGGGCUCCACAGCGCCUCCUCAGCACCCUCUCCCCAGCCCCCAAAGCAACGCUGAUCCUCAACUCCAUUGGCAGCCUCAGCAAGCUCCACUCCCAGCCCCUCACCUUCUCACGGAGUGGGGGUGGGCCACAGAGUCCGUCUGUUCCCACUCCCACCGGGGAAGUGGGGACCGCCCCUUCUGCCCCACCCCCAAGAAACCGGAGGAAGUCUGCUCACCGCGUGUUGGAAGAACUGGAUGAUGAGAGAGAGGCUCCCAAGUGCCCCUCACCAGUCCUGACGGAGCCUAAGAAGAAACUCCGUGUAGAGAAAACCCCACUGACACCCAGUGGAAAUCGGCGUGGGCGUCCUCGGAAGCACCCACUGAGCAACCCCAGGGCUCCCCCUGCAGUUGGGGGCGGGGAGCCCUGUGCAGCCCCUUCUUGCUGCCUACCCCAAGAAGAGACAGUGGCCUGGGUUCAGUGUGAUGGCUGUGACAUCUGGUUCCACGUGGCCUGUGUUGGUUGCAGCAUUCAGGCUGCAAGGGAGGCUGACUUCCGGUGCCCAGGCUGUCGUGCAGGCAUCCAGACCUAAGGCCCACCACCAAAGCAACAGAAGACAGAGCCGGCACCUCCAGGCCAGGGGUGGACACUAAGGGUGCCAAUGGAUCCUAAGAGCUGCCCUCUUCUGUCCUUGCCUCUCCAGGAGGGAAUGACUACAGGAGAAGUGUCCACUCCUGUGGAUUAUCAAUUCAAGGCCUGGAGCAGGGCCUCGUGGCCACGGUGACAGAAAAGAUGGCUUCCUGCCAAAGAUAUUGCUGCCUCCAGGACGUUACCAGUGAGCUGGAAAUUCCCACUGUCACAAGCUGUGGGUCCUUGCUGUGUGGACAUUAGAAUGUCUGUGGUCAAGAGCACCCAUCAAUUGUACAGGUCAUGCCUGGGAAGUUAUAAGCUCCAGCCUUGAACAAGCAAGUUCUUAAUGUUUUUGAUGGUAUCGCCUAAGGUAUCUCUGGGAAAACCUAGAGCACAGACCCCAAACUUCCUUACAUUGUGGGUGAUCCUGCUGCUGACUGUGACCUGACUUCAGAGCUUUGCUUCCAUUUCCAAAUAAAGAAUGAGCAGCUUCAUACGCUCUAAGGUA
Cervus elaphus (red deer) is the source of this 2099-nucleotide messenger RNA. It is a transcript of the gene TCF19, whose product is annotated as transcription factor 19. The transcript is spliced from 4 exons. The record is from RefSeq and is a predicted model, not a curated record. NCBI's taxonomy places the organism in Eukaryota, Metazoa, Chordata, Mammalia, Artiodactyla, Cervidae. Gene Ontology annotation, biological process: regulation of gene expression. Gene Ontology annotation, molecular function: protein binding. Bases 519 to 1553 code for a protein of 344 amino acids. Gene Ontology annotation, cellular component: nucleus.